Messenger RNA from Oncorhynchus nerka (sockeye salmon), 2682 nucleotides. Its product is annotated as adenylate kinase 4, mitochondrial-like. Gene Ontology annotation, biological process: nucleobase-containing compound metabolic process. Gene Ontology annotation, molecular function: ATP binding; nucleoside diphosphate kinase activity; AMP kinase activity. Bases 750 to 2261 code for a protein of 503 amino acids. Gene Ontology annotation, cellular component: cytoplasm; mitochondrion. The transcript is spliced from 3 exons. The record is from RefSeq and is a predicted model, not a curated record. Lineage: Eukaryota; Metazoa; Chordata; Actinopteri; Salmoniformes; Salmonidae.
ACAAUUGGGUACUUUAUCCACCACUGCCAAUAAAUAUAACCCCAAAAUAGAUCUGAAUAGCUUUAAUUGCAUAGUAAUACAACCUCAAUCAAUGCAGGAAGUUGCAGAUUGAGGAUAGAAAAUGAAGAUGAGAACUUUCAUACUGUGAAGUGAGUUACUAGCCUAAUAGUGUGGAAUAGUGAAGAGGUGGGUCACACAAACUAUGCAUGGUUGAUGACCUUCCAUUCUAAUCGACCCAGGUUAUAUUCUAUUCUAGAAUAAGUAUAUUCUAGACUUCAGAGAGGUUGGGUAAAAUGUGGAAGACACAUUUCGGUUGAAUUCAUUCAGUUACGCAACUGUAUCUCCUUUACCUUUCAUGUUUCAGCCACUUACAUAUGAUAUGGUUGCAAUUCGAAAUUAUUCGUUUUACUCACAAUAGAAAACUACAGGUACCAGAUUCCCAAGUUGUACCAAGUUCCUGCGCACAAGUCAUCCGCAUUUUUACUUCUUGGUGUGUCUGGGAGGUGCUGAGAAAUAGGGCGUUGAGGCAGCUCCUCCAUUCAUUCGCAGAGAAAAAAACUUUCUUAAAGACGCAGACAAGCUACUGUCCUUUGGGAACAGAAAAAAAAACAUUUUCUGACUUGGUCUGAGUGAACUACGUGCUAUAUUACGCAUAAGGUUUGCAGGACACACAGGCAUAAAUCGAAGGUGAGGAGGGAUUGUGGGCAUCGGUGAGAUACAGUCCGUGGUGUUGCAGGCUAUAGUGGAGGAUGGCCAAACUGUUCCGAGCGGUGAUCAUGGGUCCACCAGGCUCGGGAAAGGGGACGAUAUCCGAGAGAGUUGCUCAAAGAUUUGGCCUAGCACGUCUGUCCAGUGGCGACUUUGUUCGGGAGAAUAUAGCUGCGAAUACAGACGCUGGUGUUCUGGCUAAGACCUACAUAGAGAGGGGUCUGCUGGUGCCGGACCAUGUGAUGACUCCUUCUCCUCUUCCUCCUCCUCCUCCUCAUUAUUUCCCUCCCUCCACAGACGCUGGUGUUCUGGCUAAGACCUACAUGGAGAGGGGUCUGCUGGUGCCAGACCAUGUGAUGACUCCUUCUCCUCUUCCUCUUCCUCCUCCUGCUCCUCAUUAUUUCCCUCCCUCCACAGACGCUGGUGUUCUGGCUAAGACCUACAUAGAGAGGGGUCUGCUGGUGCCGGACCAUGUGAUGACUCCUUCUCCUCUUCCUCCUCCUCAUUAUUUCCCUCCCUCCACAGACGCUGGUGUUCUGGCUAAGACCUACAUAGAGAGGGGUCUGCUGGUGCCGGACCAUGUGAUGACUCCUUCUCCUCUUCCUCCUCCUCAUUAUUUCCCUCCCUCCACAGACGCUGGUGUUCUGGCUAAGACCUACAUGGAGAGGGGUCUGCUGGUGCCAGACCAUGUGAUGACUCCUUCUCCUCUUCCUCUUCCUCCUCCUGCUCCUCAUUAUUUCCCUCCCUCCACAGACGCUGGUGUUCUGGCUAAGACCUACAUGGAGAGGGGUCUGCUGGUGCCAGACCAUGUGAUGACUCCUUCUCCUCUUCCUCUUCCUCCUCCUGCUCCUCAUUAUUUCCCUCCCUCCACAGACGCUGGUGUUCUGGCUAAGACCUACAUGGAGAGGGGUCUGCUGGUGCCGGACCAUGUGAUGACUCCUUCUCCUCAUUAUUUCCCUCCCUCCACAGACGCUGGUGUUCUGGCUAAGACCUACAUGGAGAGGGGUCUGCUGGUGCCAGACCAUGUGAUGACUCCUUCUCCUCCUCCUCCUCCUCAUUAUUUCCCUCCCUCCACAGACGCUGGUGUUCUGGCUAAGACCUACAUAGAGAGGGGUCUGCUGGUGCCGGACCAUGUGAUGACUCCUUCUCCUCUUCCUCCUCCUCCUCCUCAUUAUUUCCCUCCCUCCACAGACGCUGGUGUUCUGGCUAAGACCUACAUGGAGAGGGGUCUGCUGGUGCCAGACCAUGUGAUGACUCCUUCUCCUCUUCCUCCUCCUCCUCCUCAUUAUUUCCCUCCCUCCACGGACGCUGGUGUUCUGGCUAAGACCUACAUGGAGAGGGGUCUGCUGGUGCCAGACCAUGUGAUGACUCCUUCUCCUCUUCCUCCUCCUCCUCCUCAUUAUUUCCCUCCCUCCACAGACGCUGGUGUUCUGGCUAAGACCUACAUGGAGAGGGGUCUGCUGGUGCCGGACCAUGUGAUGACUCCUUCUCCUCUUCCUCCUCCUCCUACUCAUUAUUUCCCUCCCUCCACAGACGCUGGUGUUCUGGCUUAGACCUACAUGGAGAGGGGUCUGCUGGUGCCAGACCAUGUGAUGACUCCUUCUCCUCCUCCUCCUCAUUAUUUCCCUCCCUCCACAGACGCUGGUGUUCUGGCUAAGACCUACAUAGAGAGGGGUCUGCUGGUGCCGGACCAUGUGAUGACUCCUUCUCCUCUUCCUCCUCCUCCUCCUCAUUAUUUCCCUCCCUCCACAGACGCUGGUGUUCUGGCUAAGACCUACAUGGAGAGGGGUCUGCUGGUGCCAGACCAUGUGAUGACUCCUUCUCCUCUUCCUCCUCCUCCUCCUCAUUAUUUCCCUCCCUCCACAGACGCUGGUGUUCUGGCUAAGACCUACAUGGAGAGGGGUCUGCUGGUGCCGGACCAUGUGAUGACUCCUUCUCCUCUUCCUCCUCCUCCUCCUCAUUAUUUCCCUCCCU